CUCGGCCGUCGAGAUGGACGAGGACAUUUUGACUACGCUGAAGAUACUCAUCAUCGGCGAGAGCGGCGUCGGCAAGUCCAGCCUCCUGUUACGAUUCACAGAUGAUACAUUUGAUCCAGAACUUGCAGCAACAAUUGGUGUUGACUUCAAAGUGAAAACAAUCUCAGUUGAUGGAAAUAAGGCGAAGUUGGCAAUCUGGGACACAGCUGGUCAGGAACGGUUUAGAACGCUCACACCAAGUUAUUACAGAGGAGCACAGGGUGUUAUAUUAGUUUAUGACGUCACGAGAAGAGACACUUUUGCUAAACUAGACAACUGGCUCACUGAAUUGGAAACAUAUUGCACAAGAAACGAUAUAGUUAAGAUGUUAGUUGGAAAUAAAAUUGAUAAGGAAAACAGGGAAGUUGACAGAAAUGAAGGACUCAAGUUUGCGCGGAAACAUUCCAUGUUGUUCAUCGAGGCAAGUGCAAAAACAUGUGACGGUGUACAGUGUGCCUUCGAAGAACUUGUUGAGAAAAUCAUUCAGACUCCUGGACUGUGGGAAAGUGAGAGUCAAAACAGAGGCGUAAAGUUGUCAAACAAUGAAGAAGGUUAUCGAGGAGGUGGCUGCGGGGGCUACUGUUCUAUGUUAUAAAUUCCUGAAGACUUGUCUGUUGGCUUAUUUAAAUGAAUAGUGAUGUCCUUUGUACAUAAACUCAUAUCUGCUAUUUUAGGGACUUUGCAGUUUGCACAUAUUUGUUAUGUCAUGGCAGUGAACAUUUUUUUUUAAAGGAAAAUGUGUUCUGCAGCUUUUCCAGUUGAGAAGUGUUAUGGUAAGCAUGCCUCAUUUGCAACUUCCAGGUUCUUUUAUACGUAGCAUAAGGUUUCCUUUGUGGGAACAAACUCACUCAAAUUCAGUGACCUUAAUUAUCAUGGAACGACUUAGGAAAGCUAUCUCAAAUACAUUUUUUGGCUGCAUCCUGCCUGACUUUGGUCUUUAACUCUGACCUAUAGCACUACUACAGACACAUCUCUGAAGUGGUUCAAGU
This is a messenger RNA of Euleptes europaea (tarantolino), 1028 nucleotides long. It is a transcript of the gene RAB18, whose product is annotated as RAB18, member RAS oncogene family. NCBI's taxonomy places the organism in Eukaryota, Metazoa, Chordata, Lepidosauria, Squamata, Sphaerodactylidae. The record is from RefSeq and is a predicted model, not a curated record. The transcript is spliced from 7 exons. Gene Ontology annotation, molecular function: GTPase activity; GTP binding. Bases 14 to 634 code for a protein of 206 amino acids.